This is a messenger RNA of Lachancea fermentati, 4551 nucleotides long. NCBI's taxonomy places the organism in Eukaryota, Fungi, Ascomycota, Saccharomycetes, Saccharomycetales, Saccharomycetaceae. The record is from the annotation of a GenBank genome assembly.
AUGAGAAAGCUCCUUUUAAGAUUAUCAGAUAGUGGUGAGCCUGUUGUCAGUUGCUCGUAUGGCCAGGGUGUGUUGACGCUUCCAUCCUUACCUCUUCCCGAGGGCUGGAAGCAAUCGGAUCCACUUUUUAGUAUUAUUCUGGUAAUUGCUGGUGGUUCACCUGUUGCCAGAGAUGGAUUGGUGUGGACGAACUGCCCUCCGGAUGGCUCGACCGCAUUCUGUCGCGAACAGUUUUACAGGAAAAAAAUUCAAACCACCUUUCAACAGGACGACCACAUAAAGCUAGAUGUCUUUUCUCCAGGUUCAUACUGUUUUUAUCUAUCAUACAGGAAUGAUAAGGAUGAGUUGCAGACUACAAGAAAGUUUUACUUUGUAGUGCCUCCUGCAUUGUAUUUGGGUGACCGCCACGUCCAGCUGAACUCAAUUGCAUUACAAAGCGUUAUUUCAAAGUGGAUGGGAAAAGAUUGGAACAAGGUUUUCGAUAAAAUUGCUAAGAAGGGAUACAAUAUGAUUCAUUUCACACCUUUACAGCGUAGAGGUGAUUCAAAUUCACCAUACUCGAUUUAUGAUCAACUUGAAUUUGACCCGGAGUUUUUCAAGGGUCCUGAUGAUGUCAAGAGCAUGGUAUCAAUGCUGCAUGAGAAGUACAAAAUUCUAACUUUGACGGAUGUAGUAUUCAAUCACACCGCCAAUAACUCGCCUUGGCUCAGAGAACACCCCGAGUCUGGCUACAAUCAUGAGACUGCUCCUCAUUUAAUCCCAGCAAUAGAAUUAGACGCCGAACUUUUGAAAUUUAGUGGCCAGAUGAAACAACUUGGCUAUCCCACGGUGAUUUCUAAUACCGCCGACCUUUUUAAAGUGAUGGAUGGGAUUAAAAUUCACGUCCUAGGUUUUUUAAAGCUAUGGGAAUUCUACGUCAUCGAUGUGACAUCUAUACUGAGUGACGUAAAAAAAAACUGGAACUCGCCGUCGAAGGAAGAAGUCCAAAUACCAGACGAAGUGAAAAAUGAUUUAGUUCAGUUGGCGGGAUUCGUUCGCGAAUAUGCCACUCUCGAGAACUUCGGUGUGCUGGGGGAGAGAUUUUCGAAUAAACUUGACCGUUCUAAAUUCGUAUCAAUUUUGAAAGCGAUGUUUGGGGAGGAACUGAACGACCAUGUUACCGAGGAAGCAAGAAAAAUACUCGAUGAGGUGAAUUUGCCGCUGUAUAAGGAGUACGACGACGAUGUGGGCGAAAUUUUGGAGCAGCUUUUCAAUCGCAUCAAAUACUUGAGAAUCGAUGAGAAUGGUCCUCAAUUAGGUGCUAUCACUAAGGACAAUCCCUUAACGGAACCCUAUUUUACCCGAUUUACAUCUUCUGGUGGUAAAGAAUUUGCUUUGGCUAACAAUGGUUGGAUAUGGAAUGGUAAUCCGCUAGUGGAUUUUGCUUCCUCUAAAUCAAAAGCCUAUUUGCGCCGGGAAGUAAUUGUGUGGGGUGACUGCGUCAAACUGAGAUACGGCUCAAAGCCUGAUGAUUCACCGUAUUUAUGGGAGAGGAUUUCGAAGUACAUAAAAAUGUGCGCCGAAAUAUUCGACGGUUUCAGAAUUGACAACUGUCACUCAACGCCUCUACACGUCGGCGAGUAUUUCUUAGAUCUUGCGCGAGCUCAUAAUCCUAACUUAUACGUUGUUGCAGAACUAUUCUCUGGGUCUGAGAGCAUGGACUGUUUGUUUGUCGAAAGAUUAGGUAUCUCGUCAUUGAUUAGGGAGGCAAUGCAAGCAUGGUCUGAGGAAGAAUUGUCUCGCCUUAUUCAUAGGCAUGGCGGUAGACCUAUUGGAUCUUACAAAUUUCUUCCGCUAGAUGAUUUUGCGUAUCCAUCGCAUGUGGAGGAAAAUGCCGAAUUUUGCAGGUAUGACAAUAGCUUUGCAGUAUGUGAGAUCCAAAUCCCAAAGAUUUUAACAGCAACACCCCCUCAUGCCUUAUUCAUGGAUUGUACUCAUGAUAACGAAACACCAUUCCAAAAAAGAACGGUCGAAGACACCCUUCCUAAUGCCGCUCUAGUGAGCUUCUGUUCCUCCGCCAUCGGUUCAGUUUACGGUUAUGAUGAGAUUUACCCUACCUUAUUGGACGUUGUGGGCGAGUCACGAACAUACUCUGUAGAGGAGGAUGAUGGCAUUUCUGAUGUGAAGACAAGACUAUACAAGAUUAGAGACCAGAUUGCUAGUGGAACUGCAGAUAUCGAAGACUCUGAGACUCAUGUUCACCACAAGGGCCAGUACAUUACAGUUCAACGAAGCAAUGCAGGUCACGGAGGGGGAUGGUUUUUAAUUGCACGUACAAAGUUCUGUGAGGCAGGGGAGCAAAAACUUCCAACAAUUAAACUCAGCGCUUCCCGGUGUAAGCUUGAAUUCAGUUGUACAUUGGUUAAAACAGGAGAUGUUCCAAAAGAUGAUAAAAUCAUAAAGGGUGUUCCAACCAGAAUAAAUGAGUUUACUGGUUUUAACGUGUGGUACGACGAUGAAAACGAAGAAUCAGUCAUAGAACUGUUGGAAGACUUCCCUCAAGGUUCGAUAGCUGUUUUCAAGACUCAACAGAAUGGAAUGGAUAGUAGUUUAAACGCUUACAUUAGGACUGGUGCACUGAAGGCCUCUGAAAACUUGAAUUUAUGCUCACUAAACUCCAUGCUGUAUAGAUGUGAAGCUGAAGAACGGGAUAUGAGUGCUGGUGAGUAUGGUACAUACAACAUUCCCAAUUUCGGUAAUCUCGUCUAUUGUGGCUUACAAGGAUGGGUUUCAGUUCUUAGAGGGGUGAUUUUUUCUAAUGACCUGGCACACCCCAUAAGCGAGCAUUUGCGAACUGGGCAUUGGGCACUGGAUUACGUUGUGAAUAGAUUGAACCAUUAUAUCGAAAAUCCUGGUAUUCGUGAAAUGCAGGAAUGGCUUGAGUCCAGAUUGGCAAAAGUAAAAAAACUCCCAUAUUAUCUUGUACCAAGUUACUUUGCACUAGUGAUUGGUAUCGCAUACGAAAGUUGUAGAUACCGAGCAUUGAUACUUAUGACAAAAAAUGUUAGCCAUGGGACAAGAUUUAUCCAAUCUUUGGCAUUAACAUCUGUUCAAAUGGUAUCUGUGAUGAGCUCAACGUCUCUUGUACCAAGAAAGAACAUCCCAUGUAUGGCUGCAGGGUUACCCCAUUUCUCAUCCGCUUAUAUGAGGUGUUGGGGUCGGGAUGUUUUCAUUGCGUUGAGGGGUUUGCUACUUGCUACUGGCCGCAACGAAGAUGCCAAAACACAUAUUCUUUCCUUUGCUAAAACUUUAAAGCAUGGACUGAUCCCUAAUUUGCUCGAUGCAGGCAGAAAUCCGCGGUAUAAUGCUCGAGAUGCUGCCUGGUUCUUUCUCCAGUCAAUUCAAGACUACGUGAAUAUUGUUCCCAACGGAGAAUCAAUAUUGAAGGAGAAAGUCAAAAGAAGAUUCCCCUUGGAUGACACGUAUAUUCCGGUAGACGACCCUGCAGCGUUUUCUUAUGAAAGUAGCAUUGAAGAUAUUGUGUUCGAGAUUCUCUCAAGGCACGCGAAAGGUAUCAAAUAUCGCGAAGCCAACGCUGGACCAAACCUGGACAGAGUUAUGAAAGACGAAGGAUUCAACGUCGAAGUUCACGUAGACUGGGAAACAGGUUUAAUUCAUGGUGGGUCACAAUGGAAUUGUGGCACAUGGAUGGACAAAAUGGGUGAGAGUGCACUGGCAGGGUCAUCAGGCAUUCCUGGUACGCCCAGAGAUGGAGCCGCCAUCGAGAUAAAUGGACUUCUGAAGAGUGCGCUUAGAUUCGUUCUCGAUCUGAACAAACGUGGACUCUUCAAAUAUUCUGAAGUUGAAAAGAAUGAUGAUACUAAAAUUUCAUUUGACGACUGGAACACUCUGCUACAAUCAAAUUUUGAGAAAAAGUUCUAUGUCCCAAUUGAUCCAUCUCAAGACGGGGAUUACGACAUCGAUGGUAACCUAGUCAAUAGGAGAGGAAUAUACAAAGAUCUCUUCCGUGCGGGGAAGCCAUACGAAGAUUAUCAGUUGAGGCCCAAUUUCGCGAUCGCAAUGACUGUGGCACCAGAACUCUUUACUCCAGAGCUAGCAAUGAAAGCAUUAGACUUGGCUGACGAGAUUUUGCGGGGGCCUGUGGGAAUGCGGACGCUAGACCCCAGCGACUAUAAUUACAGACCUUAUUAUAACAAUGGAGAGGACUCUACUGAUUUUGCUACAGCCAAAGGCAGAAAUUAUCACCAAGGCCCUGAAUGGGUUUGGUGCUACGGAUACUUCAUGCGUGCGUAUUGUCACUUUCACUACCUUGUUGAUCCACGGGGCCAAAGCCAGCCAAAAGGAAAACCUUCCUCCUAUCUCUAUCAGCAGCUCUAUUUUAGACUAGACGGCCACAGAAAAUGGAUCUUUGAUAGUCCUUGGGCGGGGUUGACGGAGUUAACAAACAAGGAUGGUGAUUAUUGCGGCGACUCAAGCCCUACCCAGGCAUGGAGUACAGGGUGUUUACUGGAUUUCUUCUAUGACCUGUGGAUCACCCACGAGGAGGCCUAG